Molecule: messenger RNA, 309 nt
Organism: Linum trigynum
Lineage: Eukaryota; Viridiplantae; Streptophyta; Magnoliopsida; Malpighiales; Linaceae
Source: the annotation of a GenBank genome assembly
AUGUUAACCAAGCUCGCUAUUCACAAACACGUUGUUCAAGCAAUGCCCAGUCGACAAAGCUCUCCCGUGAAGCUGCAGGCCUUCUGUCAAGGAACCAGACUUGGCGCAGGCGCUGAGAACAAAGGAAUACGUGAACCCAAUCAUUUGAUUGAUGUUGUAGGGCUUGGAACUGGAGGCGGCCUGCGGGUUAGCGCCGGGAAGGGCAGAAAUCAUCCCCGUCGUGGCUCCUCCGCUUCCCUUGCCAGCAAUUGCACGGCCACCGGCGGGCAAGAGGAGAUGAAUAUGGGCUCCCGCCAACAGAAUGAUUAG